Xenopus tropicalis (tropical clawed frog) is the source of this 3699-nucleotide messenger RNA. RefSeq names its product p53-induced death domain protein 1 (gene pidd1). The record is from RefSeq and is a predicted model, not a curated record. The coding region runs from base 306 to 3035 and encodes 909 amino acids. Lineage: Eukaryota; Metazoa; Chordata; Amphibia; Anura; Pipidae. Gene Ontology annotation, biological process: signal transduction. The transcript is spliced from 17 exons.
CUGCCCUCUAGCCUGUCACUGGUCGUCUGUAACCAGGAAGUUUGAAGUGACUCUAAACUACAAAGAAGCAGCAUGGCUUUAUAUAUAUAUAUAUAUAGUUAUAUAAUAUGAAUGCAGUCCCCCUACGCAUGAUAUGCACUAACAAGCUCUGUGCGGUUUUCUUUCCAAUAGGAAGGAAAUAUUUCCAGUUACCAGAACAAAGGAAACCCUGACCUUGCAAGUCCACUUCAGCCUGCACCACAGUUACCUCCUCUGCGCUGGGCGAGCUGUGACAUGCCCAUGUUGCCAAGUUCUGACAAUGCGAGAUGGAGCAUAUUCUGGAUCCCCUCUGGGAGGGAACCGACGCAGAAGAACCAGCCUCUUACCUACAGCAUCUCGCAGACAACAGGAUUACUCUUGACAUUGUCCCAAACGGGUGCAGAUUUUUCCUGCAGCUGACUAAUGAUCCAAGAUGCCACCGUGAACUGGUUGAAUUUCUUAGACUCAACACCAAUGACCCACUCAUCCCCCAAGCACUGGAUGUCCUGCACAGCUAUACUGGACUCAAAUCUCUCGUCCUGAAAGGUGGACAUGAACUUGAUGAAUGUGGUAAAACAAAGAGUGGCCUUCUGACUUCCCUUCCUUCUGAGCUCUGCAGCCUUUCCAACCUGCACCACCUUGAUCUCAGCUUCAACAGUCUCACGGAGCUGCCCCUCUGUGUCACAUCUCUUUCUUGUCUUAGUUCUCUCCUCCUCUGCUAUAAUCAGAUUGGAACACUACCAGAUACCAUCAGCAAUCUGAGGAAUUUGGAACUAUUGUCCAUGAUGUUCAACCUGCUAUCCGUUAUUCCAGGAGAAAUAGGGCAGCUGAGAAAACUGAAGAGGCUAGACCUAUCUGAGAACAAACUGGAAACCCUUCCAGAAACUAUUGGAGGACUACAGGAAUGCACAGAGCUAGAUCUAUCUGGAAACUGCCUCAUGGAACUACCUGAAACAAUGUGUCAUCUGGUGUCCCUCCAACAACUUCACCUGCACAGUAAUUUGCUUAUAAGUGUGCCUGUGGGCCUAGCAGUUUUACCAUUCCUCAAACGCCUAGACCUAAAGAACAACCAACUGCGUUAUGUUCCAGAAGAAAUCAUGAAUUGCCCCUGUGUACAUCUCCAGGGGAAUCCUAUUGGGAUUGCUGAGCCAACCCCUUCAACUGAAGAUCAGGUUCCUGUUUUAAAGUCAAAGGAAAUCUACCUCACCUCCGAAGAUAAAAGCUUUCUAGUCACUCCAGAUGGAUGCAGAGUGUUCCUGCCAUGGGGCCUCCAGUUUUGUUUUCCUCAUGGUGCAGUCUCUUCCAAUGUCACCAUCUACUUUCAAAUUCUACCACCAGACCGGGAGCAUGUAAAAUUGGGACACCACGAUGUGCUACUCAGUUAUACUUUGGAGUUGCAGCCCCAUGAUAUCCAGUUUAACCAGGAUGUGGAGAUCUGCAUUCCUUAUUUUGUGAAACAGUCUAUGCGGAGAAGAAAGCAGGAGUCACUAGAAGUACCUACCAUUUUGGGAACCCCUAGAACCCUGCGGAAAAGAGAAGUAGUGAUCAGGACUUACAGUGGAGAAGACUGGACUGACCUGGCCACCACUAGCUGUACAAAGCGAAAUCUGGCCAUCUGCAAAGUCCCUCACUUCUCAUGGUUCUUUGUGGUGUCACGUUUAGUGAAAGAUCAAUGUCAAGUGCCAAAAGAUGGAGAGGUCUUGUUUUCUAGUGUAGACCAGAACAUUCGCAUUGAAUUUCCUCCUGGUGCCACUGAAGAGACUCGGACUAUCAGUAUGCAGGUAUUACCAGUAAGCACUGCAGAUUUUCAAAGUAUCACUGGAGAUUCCCAGUCUGCAACCAGCCCUCUGUUGUGUCUGUCACAGAGCUCAUCUGCUAAUUUUCUGUGUCCUGUCAAAAUCCAACUGCCACUUCCACCUGGGGUCACAGGCGAUACUCUUGAUCGCUCCAGACUCGUCCUUUUACAUGGAGACCCGCAGGCCCAGAACUGGACAGAUAUCACAGGGCAGGUGGAAUUUGAAAUUACCCACAUUUAUGCCCGGUUCCAAGUGGAUCAUUUCUCCUGGUACUGGCUAUGGUACACUACCAAAACUUACAUUGGGGAAAUUGCCAAAAAUGUCUACACUCGCCUACGCAUGUCUCAGGUGAAUUUUGUGGCCUUGCAAAGAAAAAGGGACCCAGAACAGGUGCUGCUGCAGUGUGUUCCUAAACAAAAGGUGGACACUACGAUGAAGAAACUAAAAGACAGGUACAAAGGCCCUGAGCCAUCAGAUCUGGUGGAGAUAGUGGAGGGGGAACAAUUCUUUGCAGCAUUUGAACAAGGUCUCCAGCUACAUUCAGACCGGCCUGAUUGUGUGAAUGGCAAAAUUUCCUUUGUUUUUUACUCUCGUAUGAAAAACAUUAAAGAAGUGUACGUGACAUCCCAGGCAGACAGGAAGGAAAAGGAUGUUAAAGGGCAGGUGUCAUUCUACCGUGGGUCAGUUCCAGUUGCUUUACCAAAGGAAGCAACAAAGCACAGGAAGGGCCCAAAUUCUGACUGGAUGGCCACGCUGCCCUUGAAACUUCCAAAACUUAAGCUGCUGUAUGGGGAAAAUGAGAAGGGGAGAAAUGGCAGCUCCUUGCCCCCUUUGAAUUUAGGCAAUGCUGAGACAGGCUACCUUACGGAGACCAACCUGUCUAGCAUUGCAAGACGCAUUGGAAAAGAGUGGAGGACUAUUGGCAUGAACCUGGAUCUAAGCUAUGGGGAGCUGGAGCGAAUUAGCCACAAUAACAGGGAUGAUCUGGACCAACAGAUUUUUGACAUGCUUUUCUCCUGGGCUAGAAAGAACUGUAACCAGCAGGACUGUGUGCAGAGACUGAUAGAAGCCAUGCAAGUGAGUGGCAGACAGGACAUCGCAGAAGAGAUUGUGGCUGUAAUAGAGUUGGGAAAGCAGAAGUAUGCACAAUCCAUCCUCAGGCUUGGCCUGGACCAGGGGAACAGCAGUGAAGACUCUGCGAUUGCUAUGAGCCAGUCAUGAUCAGCCUAUUGACUUGUAUAGGAAUCCAAAAGGAUGCCCUCCCAGAUCAAUAUAUCAUUGGGACUCUGGUACAGAUAGGGCAGUCUGGAAAAUUGCAUCGGCUAGGGAACCACAUUGGGCUGUGUAUUCAGUCUGCUGCCAACUGGGUUGCACAACAACCGAGCAGCCAAAUAAGGCUAAGACUGGCAAUAAGCUAAAUGAAUGAAACUUGCCAUGUGUGCCCAGCUUUAGUACUUCUGAUAUUCUACCCAUACACAAUCCGAGCCUCAGCCUUUAUGCUGGUAUUACAUCUGAGCAUACUGAGCCAUUAAAACUUUCAGAGGCAGAAAGCUGUACAUUUACGUGUUAAUACAACUGUGCAAUUUAGCACCUAUGUUUGUAAAUCAGCCCUAACAUCCCACUUCUGACCAAAGUGCACUUAGCAGGCAGUAGAUAGGGACCUGUGGCAGGUACAAAACUUGCAAAGAUACCUGACAUAAGGGGGCUUAGAAAAUAAUAUGAUUAUUGGUAAUAAGCAGUAAUAAGUAAUAUUGUUCAACAAAACUUGCAUUCAUUGGGCAACAGGCCAAGUUCAAGAGGUUCUCCAAUCCUGCCUGCUCCUUACAGCCAGCUUGUCCAUUGCUAUUGUGAUUAAAUAUUUGUUGCUCAGUGAGCAACCAACAAC